Molecule: messenger RNA, 1510 nt
Organism: Apis cerana (Asiatic honeybee)
Lineage: Eukaryota; Metazoa; Arthropoda; Insecta; Hymenoptera; Apidae
Source: RefSeq, a predicted model, not a curated record
AGUUCGUCAUUGGUAAGUGUCCCGAAAGCAUCGUUAAAGUUUCGAGUGUCAAACAACGCAACAAAUACUCGUGAUUUCUCGUUAUUUUAUUUAUUUUCCGUAUAUAAAUAAUGAGAAUUAGCAAAGAGAUUGACAUUUAUCAAAACAAAGAUGUCGUCUCGACGCGAAAAGGACGUAACAAAAAAGAGAAGACGAUGUACACUUGCAGUGGUUGUAAAUACGAAAGUCCACGACAAUACAACGUGCAAAGGCACAACGAAAGGAUUCAUUUGAGGCAAAAAUUAAACAUUUGUUGUGGCGAGACUUUCUUCACCAAGGGGGACUAUUACGUCCACUGCGAGCUGUGCCAUCCAGAGUCACGAACUCACGCGAUCACAUCCAGGACCAAGUACAAAAUCGUGAACAACGACGUGUUGCCGGCCGAUCAACACUGUUCGAAAUGGCCGAGGCAAAUAAUGGGGAAAUCGUACAACAUGAGAUUGAGAUCGUCGAACAGUAUCCGUAAGAACGAUCGCGUAGAAGAGUUGAGAACGAAAGUAAGCUACGAGUAUUCGGUGAGUUGCAGAGAGUUCGAUAUAGAGAACAUACCUUUGAUAAGUUUCAUCACCGAUCCACGAUUGAAGUCCCAAUGGCUGGAGCGCUUGUCCACCGCCUCGAGUGCGAUCGACAAAGCGGAGCCGGAGAAGGGCGAGGCGGGUGAAGAGACGGUGAAGAUCGAGAUCUCGUCCGAGCAAAACAUCGAAAAGACAGUGUCCACGAACGAGGAGGAGAACGUGAAACGGACCAAAGUUUCCGACUCCACUGUUUCGUCCUUCUCGCUCGAGUUACCCGCGAAGAAGCUUAUUUUGCACCGGUUCAGAUCGAGCGUGCGCGAAUUCGAGAUCCCUUUGCGAGAACAGAACGGGGGCGUCAAUAGUAAUAACGGUCAAAGGGAAUCGGCGGAGAGAACGGUUAAAAGUGUCAUCCCCGCCGCGCGGCAGAGAAGAAGGGAUAGGGGGUGCAAACGCGGGGGUAGCAAUAAGGAGAAUUUAUCGAAUUUUUCGUUCAGUAUGGAGCAACAGUUGAAUAUUAAGUUGGAUACGGGGAUCACGGUGCCAAUGGCCACCCAAGUGCACAGAGAUUUCCUGGCAGCUAUCGAUUUUGACAAAUUUAAAAUAUUUUGAGAUUUUUUUGAGGGAGCUUGAGAAGACCAAGUUGGAGAAUGACCAAAGAUGUUUUCAAGAAAGUAUUUAUUUUUAUACCAAAGAGAAUGAAUAAGAUUAGUACUGAAAUGGAUGUGAUACAAUUAUAUAUAUAUAUAUCUAAUAAACAAUAAUUAAUAAGUUAUAUUAUAAGAUAUAAAUAAUAUAAAUAUAAAUAUAAAUAUAUAUACAUAUAUUUUUUUUAUAAGUCUCGUUCGAAGCAAUAAAUGGAUGAAUCUUUUUCAACGAUAAAUGUAAUCUUUCAAAUAGUUUCUAUUCACGAAUCACGUAACUCCGUUAUUAUUUUAAUAAAGUGCACUUUAAGACUG